CUCUGGAUCAGAGACAUGAGUUUUUGACAUAAAAGCAGAAGCUGAGAAGUAGACUAUGAGUUCCUAAACAAAUCAGCCACUUGAUCUUGACUCCAAAUGUGAUUCUCAAAACUGAGAUCCUUAAUUGCUUUAUCCAUUUCCCAUAAUUAAACAACAUCAAUAAUUAACCCACCAUCUCAAAUCUCUCUCUUCAUCCUCUUUCCCCACUUCCCAUCUCUUAUUUGCCUUCAAUCUUCUCCUCUCUCUUCAUGCUUCACAACAAUUUGUUCAAGAAUCUGCAGUUGGCUACUUGGGUUCCUUCUGCUUGUUUAUCUUCAUCUUGAAAUGGAGGCAGUUGGGGGUGAUAUUGAUAGCUAAUUUUGAGCUUGUGUAGAUGUAAAAGUAUAGCUUCUGAUUUCUACCAACAGCACUCAAUAAUGAAACCAUUUCUUGACCUUGAAAAGGAGCCUUCUUGUUUGGCAAAUGAUUCUGACAUUAGUAGCCAAGUUGCUUCUUCCAACUACAUUUCUCCACUCCAUGAAAAUUCUAAUGAUAAUAGCCUCAUAACUAACUCUGCUAACCACAAUCUUGCUGCUGCUCAAUCAGGAUUUGAGUCGGUUUGCCUCGACUUGACUCUCAACUUUAACAUCGAAGAUCACGAAACACGGCCCGAUUCGACAGGAUUUUCAUUGUCAAGCACAAGUGAUCAGAGUAGUAAUGAACCUACAGCAUGUUACAACACUGCAACAAUGGCUGUCCCAAGAGUGUUUUCUUGUAACUACUGUCAACGCAAGUUCUUUAGUUCACAAGCUCUCGGUGGCCACCAAAAUGCACAUAAGCGCGAGCGAACGUUGGCGAAACGGGCGAUGCGUAUGGGGAUUCUAGCUGAAAGAUAUGCAAGUUUAGCAUCUUUACCAUUGAAAGGCUCAUCAUUUAAGUCCUUAGGGAUUAAAGCACACUCUUCAUUGCUCCAUGGAAUCGCUGCACCAAUGAAGCCUACUGAAAUUAGAAGCAGUGCUAGAUUCGAACCGGGACCGGGAUAUCUAGGCAUGCCGAUUUUCUUGGAGGACGACGAAGCAGAAGUUAUGUGGCCAGGUAGUUUUCGUCCAAUGGUAGAAACUAGAAACACUCAUGAACUAACUCGACCAAGUUUCGUAUUGACUGGUAUUUCAAGCAUAAGCUCAGCAGAUAAGACAUCGUCGGAGGACGUAGAAGACUCGACCCCUGAUCUCACACUUAAACUCUAAUCUAAGGGUCCAUAUCAUCACUAUUUCUGCUUUCUCUAUCUGUACAUUGAGUGAGAAAUGGUGGUCUACUGUUGUAAGUUUCAAUCAAACAAAACUUAACUUUCCCAUUUCAAGUACUUGUUAUAUCAGUCUUUUGCUGUGGGUUUGCUAUAAGUAAUUUUCCUUGCUUCAGAAAGACUCAUGUAGAAGCAUUUUCUUGCUUUCUACUCUUUCA
Molecule: messenger RNA, 1440 nt
Organism: Benincasa hispida (wax gourd)
Lineage: Eukaryota; Viridiplantae; Streptophyta; Magnoliopsida; Cucurbitales; Cucurbitaceae
Product: zinc finger protein 7-like
Biological process (GO): negative regulation of abscisic acid-activated signaling pathway
Source: RefSeq, a predicted model, not a curated record